Molecule: messenger RNA, 2060 nt
Organism: Pyrus x bretschneideri (Chinese white pear)
Lineage: Eukaryota; Viridiplantae; Streptophyta; Magnoliopsida; Rosales; Rosaceae
Product: zinc finger CCCH domain-containing protein 32-like
Exons: 7
Coding region: 471-1802 (443 amino acids)
Molecular function (GO): metal ion binding; mRNA binding
Source: RefSeq, a predicted model, not a curated record
AGGGGAGAGAGAGAGAGAGAGAGCGUUUUGGUGCGUGACUGCGUGUGAAGCCAAAAAGGGCAAAAUACUAGACCGUACGACGGUCUCUUUUAGAGAGAAAGCAAUUAAGCUUCUCCAUCACUGUGAAGAAACCGUCGCCGCUCUCUCUCUCCUCCUUCCCUCACACUCUCUUCAACUCGAUCGAGCUUCUCCGAUCCUUCUAGGCCUCUCUAGAAGGGCGGUGGGAUUCCUGUACAGCUCUCCCUUUCCUCCUUCACCUAUUCCCCACAGUUGCUGCAGGUGUACAGAAACCCAACACUCGUCGUUUUGUGAUGGACUUGUACGGACGAAGCCCCGCCAGAAACGGGUCGAACCAGGAAUGGAGCCCCGCCGCCGGUGAGACCGGCCUCGAAGGGUUUUGGGUUUGGUUUGGUAAUGUGGGGGGGUGUGAUUGGGGUUUUGUUCUGAUUUGGGGGUAAAUUGUAGAGCAAAUGUGGCAAUUGGGGUUGACGAGCAGCGAAUCGUACCCGGAGCGACCCGCCGUGCCCAAUUGUGUUUACUACAUGCGAACCGGGUUCUGUGGAUAUGGUGGUCGGUGCCGGUACAAUCAUCCUCGUGAUCGUGCCGCUGUCGUGGCAGCUGUAAGAGCUACGGGGGACUACCCAGAGAGAGCGGGGGAACCUAUAUGUCAGUAUUAUUUAAAGACUGCGACCUGUAAAUUUGGCGCAUCCUGCAAGUUCCACCAUCCAAAACAUGGAGCUGGAUCCUUAAGCCGAGCUUCCCUAAAUAUCUAUGGAUACCCAUUACGACCGGGUGAGAAUGAAUGCUCCUACUAUUUGAAAACGGGGCAAUGCAAAUUUGGCACAACCUGUAAAUUCCAUCACCCGCAGCCUGCUGGAACAGCAAUACCGGCUUCUGCACCUCAAUUUUAUCCGUCGGUGCAGUCUCCUUCUGUUCCUUUGGCAGAACAGUAUGGGGGGGCAUCCACCAGUUUGAGGGUGGCUAGGCCUCCACUAUUACCUGGAUCAUAUGUGCAAGGGGCGUACGGUCCUGUCUUAAUUCAACCAGGAGUUGUUCCUAUUCAGGGUUGGAGUCCUUAUUCGGCACCUCUUAGUCCUGUACUAUCACCUGGAGCUCAACACACAGUUGGAGCAACUUCUUUAUAUGGAGUAACACAGCUAUCUUCUCCAACACACGGACUUGCAAGACCUUAUACCUCCAUACCCUCUUCUAUUGGUCCUUCUAGCAGCAACCCGAGUGAACAAGUUUUCCCAGAGAGGCCUGGCGAACUUGAAUGCCAGUACUAUCUGAAAACUGGGGACUGUAAAUAUGGAGCAUCUUGUAGGUAUCAUCAUCCUCGGGAUCGAACUAUACCAAGGAUAACUUGUCUCCUUAGCCCGAUGGGUCUCCCACUCCGUCCGGGAGUGCAACCGUGUACAUUCUACCUGCAAAAUGGUCAGUGCAAGUUUGGAUCUACAUGCAAAUUCGAUCAUCCAGUGCAGACCAUGAGGUACAACCCCUCAGUUUCAUCUCUCGUUGAUAUGCCUGUUGCUCCGUAUCCGGUUGGGUCUCUGCUGGCCACCCUGGCUCCAUCAUCCUCAUCAUCAGAUCUUCGGCCCGAAUUACUUUCAGCUUCCAAAAUGGAUACUUACUCAGCUAGAGUGCCCUCUUCCGGGAACGCCUCAAGUAGUUCAGUUGGAUUGAUUUUUUCUCAGAGCGGUUCUGUUUCACUGUCUGAUGUGCAACUGUCCACUCAGACUUCAUCCCCUUUAAGCAAUAGCAGAAGCACGAGACCAGUUGGCGAGCUUCGUCGAUCAAGUUAAACGUAAUACCCAAAGUCAGCUUGUUCAUUAUCUCCAGGAUCGCGGUUUCACCAAGGCUCUUUCUGUUUAUAUAGACGUCGUCGGUAAAUGUAUAAUCGGGUCAAUUGUGCAAAGGGUGUCAUAUUUCGGUCUUUCAACCCAAAUCUGUUUAUCCCACACUAGUAGGAAAGGCACACACACUGUUGAUGCUUGUGUCAAUUCGAUAUUACAGGAAUCCAAUAUAAAUUCCAAAUAAAGCUGCAGUAUCGAAAUUUCCCA